ACGGUUUAACGAUUAGAACAUAGUCGGCUAUAAUUUGCUUGUAUGCUUUUGUAUAUGCUUGGUCAUUAAAAAUAUACAUUUUAAUAUAAUUUUCAAAAACCAAGAAAAUACUGUGUAGUUCGAACAGACCUUUCUAGAAAACUACUUUGAAAAUUUGAAAACUUUUACUUGCAAAUAGGCCAUUAUAAAGAGGCCUAAUCUUAUCCUCUAAAUUGAAUUAACAAAUUAAUGUGGUAUAUAUCUGUUGAAUUAAAUUGAUUGCACUGGUGUUUAAAUCCAACACCAACAUGCUGUAUUAGGUUACCAAGAACAGUAGGCCUAUAGCAUUCUUAGGGCUAUAAACAAAAUAAACACUAUUGGCCCAGCAAACCCACAGCAACUACUUUCAAAGCAUUUAUUUAAAACAUCCAAACUCUGUCGAGUAGGCUAUAACAAGUAAGUAGGCUAUAACCACUUAGCUAGCAAGAAAGCUCAUGGUGCACAACUCCUUAGCACUGGGUGCACGCGCCGGCGAACACAGCGCGGGUGUUUGCCUUCGCGAGCUCAUAAAUCAAGCCGUGGCAUGAAUGAGACGGACAGAGAGCAAUUGUGACGCAAUGUGCACAAAUAAAAACCCUCUUACAUUUUCAUAUGCUUCUCCCAUAGCCACGAGAAAAAGGAAGAGAGGCUUGGCGUACGUUUGGCAAUAAUUCAUUUUUAUAGCUUGUUUAAACACGCAUCGCGCGGCGAGAGCAGUGGUAGCAGUAGCGGCCCACCCAAGCUAAGACUGCAUCCCUCCUCAGUUGUUAAUAGCGGGGUGAUUCAAAACAGAUUGCAUAGGAGGCCAAUUUAUUUUACCUUGUGAAAUUUCAUCAAAAAAUAAUACAUUAUCUGGUGGAAAUUGUAUAGCCUAUAUUGGGUAUUUUUAUAGAGUGCGGUAACGCAAAUAAAAUAGCAAGUUUCCUUGCUGGUUCUGCAAUGGAGGUAAAGAGCGCAAUGUGGGACUAUUUCUGAAGUGUAGCAAAUGUUUUGAUUAAUGGAAAUUUUGUGACUUCGCAUAGAGCGGCGUGUGUGUGUGUGUGUGUGUGUGUGGUGUGUGUGUGUGUGUGUGUGUGUGUGUGUGUGUGUGUGUGUGUGUGUGUGUGUGUGUGUGUGUGUGUGUGUGUGUGUGUGUGUGUGUGUGUGUGUGUGUGUGUGUGUGUGCGUGUGUGUGCGCGCGUGAAAAAAGCUAACAACCAGUUGCAAUCCCACUGUGACCGAUUCAUAUACUAAUCUACAUAUAUUAAGUCCAUAUCCUUGUGAGUAUGUUUAUCAGCGUCCAGUAUCUGGUUUAUCGAAUAUUCUGGAAACAAUAAGCAGCAACCAUUGACUGUUUGAACAUAUGUUUGAGUCGAACAUGGGUUAGUGUGUGUGUGUGUGUGUGUGUGUGUGUGUGUGUGUGUGUGUGUGUGUGUGUGUGUGUGUGUGUGUGUGUGUGUGUGUGUGUGUGUGUGUGUGUGUGUAUACGUUGGCGUGUGCGUGCACGUGCGUAUUCCUUUAGUACUAGGCCUAUCCCUACAGAAUUUUCGAACCAAUGAUGACUGAAACGAACUAAGGACCUGUAACAAAAUCAUUCCGAGAGAGCGCGCCUUUUCUCUGACCAUGUGCUCACACAAAGGGCUGGAAGCUCCGAGGUCUGCCGUAGGGUUGCACAAAGUUUGGAGAAGCCAGGGAUUCAUGCGCCCACGCACUCCUUUUCGGGAACAGAGGCAGCUGGCGAGAGGAGGGGGGAUGGGGAGAGGGAGACCGAUAUAGGGGUCCAGUUAUAACGGGCCUUUCUAUGGGAAAUACUUAUGUGUUUAAUAAAUUAAAUAAAAUAAUAAUACGGAUUUUUUAUUUUUUUUACGAUUUACUCUUUCACUUCACCAGGUAGGCUGUUGCUAUAUUCGGCUAAUGUCAUACUCCUACCUUCCAAAGCAAACUUUACUCUCUACAACCAUUGCACUACUACUUUUCUUAGGGUUAGGGUUAAUGCAACCCGCAGGAAGCAAUACAUUUAGUAAGUCUACUUACAAACUUAUUAUGCACACGGUAUAAGGUGUAAGCCCUAACACUUUUUCCUUUGGUCUUUAGCAGAUUUGAAAAAAAUCUUAUUUCAAAUCUGCUCUUUAAAUCGGACUGAAUGUGGGUUCGUUAUGGCAUGUGCCAUGUAUUUUUGGCUAAACGUCCAGUAGGGGCGCAGAUCCAUUCUCCGACAGCCUCUCUCACCCCUCCCUCCCUCUCUUUUUUUCCUGUUGCCUUCCUCUGUGUGAUGAUUGGAGUGCUGUUCAUCGGCUAGGCGACUACAACGUUUUUCUACAACAGCAUCCUACGCUCACAUUGGCCUGCCUUUAGUCUUUUCAGCAGUUCUUUUCAUUAAAACCAAUUUCUCAUCAUGGUAUAUUUGGUAAAUAAUCUUAAUAAGACAAGCAGCAACCCACGUUCACGCCUCGGGUAUUACGUGCCUUGACUCCAGCGACAGGGCUCGCUAUCAAAUCAAAUCACCUGAUGAGUGUACAUCCAUAAUUAAAAUGUCUUGGCGUGGCUGUCUAUGGUAGACAUAUGACCUCGUGACCCUAUGCCAGAAAAAAACGCACAAUAUAACGUGUCGUAACGCAAUUAGUGACGUUCCCUCAAGAUGAAACAGCAAUAAGGCAUUUUCCCCAUGACCUACGUGGGAAAACAAAGAGCAGGAUAUCACCAACUGUCAUUUUUUUUAAAUAUAAAUUCUGUCCAAUUAAUCCGCAUCGUAAUCCUCCACCGCAACAUUUUUCAAAUAUCGGGAAAAUACAUCGCGCACAUAAAACAGGACGGCUUUGAUCACAACCACGUGACAAUAGCACUCCACGCCUUCCAAAUGGAUGCUGCGCCUCAAUAAAAGACCGUUCGACGCGCGCUUACAAAGAAAAUAGGCUGCAAGCACCGAGGGCACGCUCAAGCACAUCAACAUACAACCACGCACGCUCUCUUUCUCCCUCUCUCUCUCUUUCACACACACACACACACACACACACACACACACACACACACACACACACACACACACACACACACACACACACACACACACACACACACACACACACACACCCGAGCAUAUUCCAAAAUGCCAUACCUUGUUUCAGUGUGAUGGUAUUCACAAGAAAAACCGCUAAGAUGCAACCUUUUCCGUUCCCUGCUCUCCGUGCGACCCUGGGGCUGCCCACCGCCGUCUGCCUCCCGGCUCAUUGUUUGCCCAGCCAAUACAUUAGUGCAGACGCGCGUCACCUUGAUCGACGAGCGCUUGGAAUUUAAAUACCCUCUCAAACACCAAUCUGUCACCGCGAAAGGGGAACGGGACAAGUACCUGACUGGCUGACCCCAGGCCACGUGACAGCAAGCGUUUAUUGAUAUCGGCACAUGCACCCCCUCCCUUUUUUGUGAUCGGGAAAGAGUUUCCCAUAGGUAAACGUUGGCACGGUCACUCAGGGUAAAAAGGGAGAUUCGUCACCACCUGUCUCCUCGCGCACCUUCCCUCAGUCCGAUUAAAACAAUGCGACAAUGAGCAGCUUCUUAGAUUACUCAGUGAUGAGCGGAGAGGGCAGCUCGUGCUCGGUCAGGGCAUUCCACGCUGACCAUGGGAUUACAACUUUUCAGUCCUGUGCUGUUGCCCUGAACAACUGCGGGGCGGAUGACCGCUUCACGUCAAACAGGGCUUCCCCAGACAACGCUUCCCACCAAGCAGGGUCAUACCAGUCGACACCGGGGUCUCUUGGUUUGGCUUAUGGGGCCCAUCCGGCGUGUAGCUAUGGGCCCCAAAACUUCUGCGCAACCUAUAACCAUUACACGCUCAACCAGGAAGUUGAGUCAGCAACAGGGUUCUCUUCGUGCGGCCCCUUGAUGUACUCUGGGAAUAUCUCCGCCUCCAUGGUGUCUCAGCAUCGUCAAGGUUACGGGGCUGCAGGCUUGGGCCAACUUCAGUACGCCCAAGCCACCUACGGCGGCGGCCACGAGCAGGGCAGCCUAAACCACUUCGCCGGGUGUUCGAGCUCUCUAUCGCCGCUGCACACGGGUCACCUUGAGGCAUGCUGCUCGCCCCUGUCCGAAGGCGCGUCUUCCGCGCAGACGUUCGACUGGAUGAAAGUCAAACGGAAUCCUCCUAAAACAGGUAGGUCAGGCGAGUACGGCUAUGGCGGACAACCGAACACCAUCCGGACCAACUUCACCACGAAGCAGCUGACGGAGCUGGAGAAAGAGUUCCACUUCAAUAAGUACCUGACCCGGGCGAGGCGCGUGGAGAUAGCGGCCGCGCUACAGCUGAACGAGACGCAAGUGAAAAUAUGGUUCCAGAACCGCAGGAUGAAACAGAAGAAGCGUGAGAAGGAAGGACUGUUGCCGGCUAAAGCUCCUCCCAUCGGCCCGGGAGACAGUCAGGACAAAACAGACGACGCAUCAUCUGAGAAGUCUCUCUCGGCACCGUCCACUCCGUCCCCUACGCCCUCCGCUGGGACGGAUCCUUACGUGUCCAACUGAACAAACAGUUCAAGCCAGUGUUUUAAAGCAGGACUACCGAAGUUGCGUUUCCAAGGUGUGAUGGAGGACAUUUGGAAAUGCGCGACUAGUUUAAAUAGGGUUGAAUUCAUGCACAUGGACACAGUCACACUGACAAUAAUGUCGGCUGUUCCGUUGUUUGACUUCUUCAAAAUGUGUUUUCAGUGUUUGGAAAACCAAAGCAUUUAGAUGACCAAACUUGGGUUUGGCCGCCCAUUUUGUGAUAUAUUUCUGAAAUGCUGUGAAUGUGCCAACGUAUCCGUAGUCUUUGAAUGUUCCACUAUGUACAAAGGAAACAAAUACCUCAUGUGUGCCAAAGUUGUAAAUCAAAGACAAAGUGAUUGCACUUGAUGUCAUGAUCACAAUCAAAGAGACGAGACCUCGUGCAGGCCUAUAUUGUUUUGCUGUUCUAUGUUCUUAUUGAGUGUUAACAAUCUGUCACCCUGUUUUGUCUGAUUUAUGUGUAUCUAUGUCGCGAAUACCAAUCUGGAUUGAUCACGUGCGAUAUUUGCAUGAUGCGUACACCGCUUUUGAAUGGGACUCUAGACGCUGAGUUUUAUCAGUUUAUGGUAUGUUACGUCUCAUUUCCUUUUCUUUCGUAUUGUCGGGGCAAGGUUUACGGGUCAAACCAUGUGCAUUAAAGUGAUUUUACUUCUAAGAAAAUGUUUGGUAUCUUUUUUUUGGCGAGGUCCACUUCAAUGAAGAUAGUUUAUGGAAUGCUUGAAGAUGCGUUAUGGGGGCUGUUGAGACUAUUCUAACAUAUUUGUUUUUCCUUUGGUCAACGGGUUGACCCUGUAUUCCCUUCUGCGCUUGAUGAUACACGUGUUUAAAGCAGACUUGUUAAUUUCUCAACGUUGCCCUUUGCGCGCCUUGGAACCUUUCAAUGUAUGCAGACGGUCGCGCUCCCGUCCCUUGGGCACAGCAGUAUUGGCAUAAUAAAGGCAUGUUUAUCCACGGAGGAUAUGUGA
Gadus macrocephalus (Pacific cod) is the source of this 5495-nucleotide messenger RNA. It is a transcript of the gene hoxa1a, whose product is annotated as homeobox A1a. The record is from RefSeq and is a predicted model, not a curated record. NCBI's taxonomy places the organism in Eukaryota, Metazoa, Chordata, Actinopteri, Gadiformes, Gadidae. The transcript is spliced from 2 exons. Bases 3538 to 4509 code for a protein of 323 amino acids. Gene Ontology annotation, cellular component: nucleus. Gene Ontology annotation, molecular function: RNA polymerase II cis-regulatory region sequence-specific DNA binding; DNA-binding transcription factor activity, RNA polymerase II-specific. Gene Ontology annotation, biological process: regulation of transcription by RNA polymerase II.